This is a messenger RNA of Myotis brandtii (Brandt's bat), 846 nucleotides long. RefSeq names its product kelch-like family member 35 (gene KLHL35). The annotation marks the transcript as partial. NCBI's taxonomy places the organism in Eukaryota, Metazoa, Chordata, Mammalia, Chiroptera, Vespertilionidae. The record is from RefSeq and is a predicted model, not a curated record. The transcript is spliced from 4 exons. Gene Ontology annotation, molecular function: protein binding.
GCUUAUCCCCAUGCCAGAUUCAUGGACCUAGCUGAAGUGAUUGUGGUCAUUGGCGGUUGUGACCGCAAGGGACUUAUGAGGUUGCCCUUCGCCGACGCCUACCACCCAGAAAGCCAGCGCUGGACCCCACUGCCCAGCCUGCCUGGCUACAUGCGCUCAGAGUUCGCUGCCUGUACUCUCCGCAAUGACAUCUAUGUCUCAGGAGGCCACAUCAACAGCCAUGAUGUGUGGAUGUUGAGCUCCCAUCUGCACACCUGGAUCAAGGUGGCCUCAUUGCACAAGGGCAGGUGGAGGCACAAGAUGGUGGUCUUGCACGGACAGGUGCAGUGCUUUGACCCCAAGGAGGACAGGUGGAGCCUGCAGUCACCAGCACCCUUCUCUCAGCGAUGUCUUGAGGCUGUCUCCCUCGAGGACACCAUCUAUGUGGUGGGAGGCCUCAUGAGCAAAAUCUACACCUACCACCCUGGUACAGAUGUCUGGGGGGAGGCAGCUGUCCUCCCCAUCACGGUGUGGUGCUGUGGCGUGACUGUGUGUGAUGGGAAGGUCCACAUCACUGGUGGGCGAGAUGAUCACGGGGAAAGCACCAACAGGGUCUUCACCUUUGACCCCAGCAGUGGGCAGGUGGAGGCCCAGCCGUCCCUGCAGCGCUGCACCAGCUCCCAUGGCUGCGUCACCGUUGUCAAGAGCCUGGGCAGGUGACUCAGAUUUGGACAACCUGAUCCAGGAGCAGAGAGAGAAGCAAGAACUCAGGCUCACCACUCUGCUUUCCUCAUGGAACCGCCAUGUAAAUAGCCCCUUAACUUAUUGCCCCCUUUCUUGUAGAAAUAAAACGUCAUUCAAAGGUUG